AUGUUUCUUUACCAUACAUUUCGUAUUACGGUGUUUGCGUGUUUCCUCAUGUUCAUGACACUUACCCGACCAUAUCCAACAAAGUUAGUCUUGUCAGGAACUUCAUGUUCUCAACACUGCCUGCGUGGUUCCUGUUAA
Nezara viridula (southern green stink bug) is the source of this 138-nucleotide messenger RNA. NCBI's taxonomy places the organism in Eukaryota, Metazoa, Arthropoda, Insecta, Hemiptera, Pentatomidae. The record is from the annotation of a GenBank genome assembly.